Anguilla anguilla (European eel) is the source of this 2780-nucleotide messenger RNA. RefSeq names its product hydroxysteroid (11-beta) dehydrogenase 2 (gene hsd11b2). The transcript is spliced from 6 exons. The coding region runs from base 100 to 1440 and encodes 446 amino acids. NCBI's taxonomy places the organism in Eukaryota, Metazoa, Chordata, Actinopteri, Anguilliformes, Anguillidae. The record is from RefSeq and is a predicted model, not a curated record. Gene Ontology annotation, molecular function: oxidoreductase activity.
AAGAAAGAGUGAGAGAGAGAGAGAGAGAGAGAGAGGGAGGGAGAGGGAGAGAGAAAGAAAGAGAGAGAGAGAGAGAGAAAGAGAGAGAGAACUGCAGUUAUGAUUCCAAAUGCCAUUGAAGAAGACUGUGCGCUGUCCUUUUGGAUUUACGUGGGUGUGAUGUCUGUGUUUGUUGGAGGGGCCAUGAAGAAGAUCCUGGCGUCCCACAUGAGUGCAGCCCCGACCCUGGUGGCCUGGCUGGGGGCGACGCUGCUGGUGGAGAGGCUGUGCUCCCUCUGGCCCCCCGCCAUCCUGGCUCUGGCCGUCCUGUGCGCGGUGUGCUGCGUGCUGUCGGUCAGAGGUGGCCCCGCGCGCACCCUCCCCGCCGACGGCAAGGCGGUCUUCAUCACAGGCUGCGAUUCUGGCUUUGGAAAGGCCACCGCCCGGCACCUGGACGCGCUGGGGUUCGAGGUGUUUGCCAGCGUGCUGGACCUGGGCGGGCCGGGGGCCACGGAGCUGAGGCGUGCCUGCUCCUCCCGCCUCACCCUCCUCCAGAUGGACAUCACACAGCCCCGGGACAUCCAGCAGGCCCUCCUCGCUACCAAGGCCAAACUGGGCCUUAGAGGUCUGUGGGGACUUGUGAACAACGCAGGGGUAUGUGUGAACAUUGGGGAUGCAGAGCUCUCCCUUCUGUCCAACUACAGAGGCUGCAUGGAGGUCAAUUUCUUUGGGACGCUGAACGUCACCAAAACAUUCCUGCCCCUUCUACGGCAAGCCCAAGGGAGACUCGUGACCAUUUCCAGUCCCUCAGGGGAGCAGCCAUUUCCUUGCCUGGCCGCUUAUGGGGCCUCGAAAGCAGCUCUGGGGAUGCUCAUCAGCACCCUGCGCCACGAACUGGAGCCCUGGGGGGUAAAGGUGUCCACCAUCUUCCCCUCGGCCUUCAAGACAGAAGGUUCAGAAGCAGGAAAAAAAAUGUUUGAAGUCACAACAUUUCCAGCAGCCGAGGGCAGGACGCGUAGCACAUCGUUACCUCAAGGCCAAUCCAGCAAUUUUGAGUACUGGGAAAAGCAGUACAAGAACUUCAUCCAGAAUUUGUCGCCGGAGCUGUUGGAAGAGUACGGAGAGGAGUACCUGCUGGAGACCAAGGAGCUGUUCCAGGGUCACUCCAAGACGGCCCCCGAGGACCUGAGUCCUGUGGUCAACACCAUCACAGAUGCGCUGCUGUCCCUUCAGCCCAAAGUGCGCUAUUAUUCCGGGCCAGGGGUGGGCCUCAUGUACUUUAUCUACAAUUACUUUCCACUGUCUCUCAGUGACAAGUUCCUACAAAGACUUUUUGUGAAGAAAAAGGUCAUUCCACGAGCAUUAAGGAAACAGAGCAUUAUCAACAACAACAACAACAACAACAACAACAUUAACAACAACAACAACAAUAACAAUGACAUUAAUAAAAUAGAUAAGUAGUUCAAUGGAGAGAGUUCUAUGAGUUGUAGGACCACUUACAUAGUAAACCCAUUGGGUCAAUUGUAGCAUGCUUAGCUGAAGUUUAAAUCUUUAAACCACUACACCACAGAACAAUAUAUCAACUGGAACAGCUAUCUGAAUUGGUGAAAUAAGGAUUAGUUGUUCCAAUUGUAAUGUAGUUCUGCAGUCUAAGGGUUCAAACCUGAGUAUAAACUCCAGCUAAGCGCACUGUAACUGACCUACAUUGUGGUUUUUUAUAUUUUUUUCAUUUGAAUUUUUUUUUUUUUGCUACAUGCUAUAUGUUGUUAAAUGUUUUGUGUUUUGUAUUUUCUGAAGGGAUCAUCAAAUUACACCAAAAUGUAUAUUUUUCACUUUGGCAGAUUAGGUAAAACGGAAGCCAGCUCAAGUAUUCAUAGUUCAUUAUUCACGACCAGGGAGAGUGCAAUUGCAACCCUGGCCUCCUCCAUUUUCUAUCAGUGAGCUCAGGCCAUACAUGUACAGUAACCACACCAGUGGUCAUCUGUCUGAAGUCCUUUAAAAAACCAGUGUCCAACGUGGCUGCUAUAAUUAAACUGUCUGACAUAAUUAAGUCACAGCCUUCUUGAGUCAUAGACCGGCAAUAUGCCAAGUUACACUUUGGUGGGGCAUACCCUGAACGUAAUCAGCACCAAGACUGUGCCACUAUUGAGGUAUUGCAUACAGUAGGUCAUCAAACCAAUUAUUUGACUAAUGUCUAAUGUGGUCACCCAUGGCUUGACUGCUUCUCUAAAUAUGCAAGACCAAUCAAGAAAUGUUACAUGCACUUCUCACCCAAUCAGACCUGGGUCAAAUACGUAUUUGUUUUAGAUUCAAAUACUUUUCUGUGCUCUCUUGGUCUUGCCUGGUGUAAUUGAGGCUGCCAAUAUGACCAGAAGGCAGGGUAUGCACUUUUUGAGAGCAUUUCAUUCAUUCCAAAACACCAGCCAAGAUCAGUAAAGCGUAGAAAAGUAUUUGAAUCCAAAACAAAUACGUAUUUGACCCAGGUCUGCACCCAAUGUACUGUACCCAUCAUGUGCCAUAACUUCACCACAACACUCACAACGUCUCUCAGAGAUUACCUCAAUAUACUGCUUAUACAUACUGUACAACUCAUUCAUAAAUACCUGUUACUGUAUUAUCUAUGUCUCCCUUUUUCCCCAAUGUUAUUUGAAUUAGAGUUUAUAUUCCAGAUUUUGUCGUAAAUCACUAAAGCUGUGAAUUUUAUAUAAACAAGAAAACAAAAGAAAAAUGAGAAUAAUCACACAAGUUUGUUUACCCAGUUCAUUAUUUGAUAGUAUUAAAAGCUGACAUACAAAAUCCGA